Molecule: messenger RNA, 1397 nt
Organism: Gossypium raimondii (Peruvian cotton)
Lineage: Eukaryota; Viridiplantae; Streptophyta; Magnoliopsida; Malvales; Malvaceae
Product: serine carboxypeptidase-like 44
Exons: 10
Coding region: 6-1397 (463 amino acids)
Biological process (GO): proteolysis
Molecular function (GO): serine-type carboxypeptidase activity
Source: RefSeq, a predicted model, not a curated record
UGUAAAUGGGGAUCGGGGCAUUCUUUAACAGCCUUUAUGCUUUCUUAUUUGGUGGUAUUCUUGGAUACCAUCUGUAUGAUCAAAUAACAUUGCCCGGACAACCUGAAAUUGAAUUCAGGCAAUUUUCUGGGUAUAUUGAUAUUGACCCAGAUGCUGGCAGAAGUCUUUUCUAUUAUUUCGUUGAAGCCGAGAAGGACCCGUUGGAUCUACCCCUCACCAUUUGGUUAACCGGAGGACCAGGCUGCAGUUCAGUUGCAGAUAGCUUUGUUGGUAUUGGUCCUUUCACUACUACAAACAAUGCUCACGCCCUCAAGAUAAAUCCAUAUGCAUGGAACAAAGUGUCAAAUAUGCUGUUUAUUGAUACGCCUAUUGGAUCUGGAUGGUCGUACUCAAAUACAAGCAGUGAUUAUCAAACUGGAGAUUUUAGCACAAAUAAAGACCUACUUACAUUCUUUGUGAAAUGGUUCGAAAAGUAUCCGAUUUUCAAGUUUAGAGAUUUAUAUAUUUGUGGAAUAAGUUAUGCAGGACACUUCGUAACUCUCUUGGCUAACAGUUUACUGCAUUUCAACAAUGAAACAAAGAGUACAAGGUUUAACCUUAAAGGAUUGGCAUUGGGAAGUCCCGUUCUUCGGUAUAAGCUAGACGUUAUUGCACAAUAUGAAUUGUAUGCAUCAAAAGGGAUGAUUUCUCAUAAAAUGUACCAUAAAAUCUUGAAGCAAUGCAAUGAAACAGAUGAGGACAACUAUUCCAACGAUUCCCCAGAAUGGUCUGAAUCAUGCGAACAUGUCAUGAAUAAAGCCCUAAUGACUGCUUUUAACGUAAGUUCAGUUAGAGAAGCUAAUAAAAUGCGAUUUGAUAUCGUUCGUAACCCGUGUGACGGAAGAAUUGAAGAUCUAAUCGCCGGAAAAGAGAUUACCAUGGUUGUUGGUGGAAUAGAUAUGUGCAUUCCUAAUAGAGUAGAUUUCUAUUUUGGCAUGCCGGAAGUUCAACAAGCUUUUCAUGGAAAUCGAACCCACUUGGGGUAUAAAUACUCGGGAUGCUUCCAGAAUAGUGGUCUCAAUUACAGCAUAGCUGACCAACAUGUUGACAUGCUUCCGAUAUUGAAGGAAAUUCUCGAACAUUCUGUUCCUAUUACCAUAUUCAGUGGAGAAGAUGAUGGAGCAGUGCCUAUGAUUGGAACCUUACGACAUGUUAAAAAGUUAGCCAGCGAAAUGAACUUUACUUUGACCAAAGAUGAAGCUUGGAAUAGUGAAAACAAGGAAGGAGGACGGCUGUACAAGUUCGGAGAUUUGUUGACUUUCAUGUCUGUAAAAGGAGCAAAUCAUCAUGUGCCAUUGUCUAAACCAUCUCAAUCUUUAUAUAUCUUCGAAAAUCAUGUAGUUGAGCAAUCAGAUUAA